UAGUUUAGUUUAUUUACUAAAUUCGAGUAGUAAACACAACGCGCAAGAAACUCUAAAACAUGAAAUACUUAUUGAUUUUGUUGGCUUUAAUGCCCUUGGCUAUGGGCGGUGGUGAGCCCCGCGAUGAGGUCCGUGCCCUGAUUGAAGCAAAUGAUCGAUCAAUUUCAAGUCAAAUUGUGGAUUUUAUAGAAAGUAAGAAACAGCAGAUGCCCUGCGGUUUCCCUGGCUUGGGUAUUCCUCCAUUGGCCCCCCUAAAGGCUUCGCAUAAAGAUAUUCACAUUAACGCUGGAUCGAUUCAAGCCCAUGGCGAAGUUAACAAUUUCCGUAUGGAUGGUUUAGAUGACUUCGAUAUCGUUCAAUUCAAACUCAGCACCUUAAUCAGUAAACUUACAUUCGAGUUUAACUGGAAUCAUGUCUAUUUAAAUACCGACUAUGUCAUGGCCACCAGUUUGGAUAACUUUAAGGUAACCCGCUCUGGUUUGGCUAAAUUCGCACUUAAAAAUCUGCGAGUCUGGGGUGAUGCAAAAUACGCUAUGGGUAUUUUUGGUGGAACUUUGAAAUUGAAGACAUUCAAUAUGUACAUGAGUGUGGGUGAGGUCAAAUCAGAAAUCGGAGGACUUUCCAAAUAUGGCAUUAUCAACAAGAAACUGAAUGAAGUCGUCGAGGAAUGGGUUUAUUUGGCUAUUAACGACAACACCGAUAACAUGUCCGAUCUGACCAAUGGAUAUUUGGUACCAUUAGUCAAUAAUUUGAUUGGUGAUAUGACAUUGUCGGAUUUGUUAGGCUUGAUUGGUGGAGGUGGUGGUGGCGGCGGCGACGAGGGUGAAAAGGAAGUUUGUGUACCACCAACAGAUGCCUAAACCUAAGAUAUACCGAAAAACUUUUAUACAUUUUAAUGUCUUCAGCUAUGAAGACAUAUAGUAAGAAAAUAUAAAGUGUGCAAUAUUGUUAAACAAAUCAA
This is a messenger RNA of Stomoxys calcitrans (stable fly), 961 nucleotides long. RefSeq lists its product as uncharacterized. Lineage: Eukaryota; Metazoa; Arthropoda; Insecta; Diptera; Muscidae. The transcript is spliced from 2 exons. The coding region runs from base 60 to 860 and encodes 266 amino acids. The record is from RefSeq and is a predicted model, not a curated record.